ACCUGACUGACAGGCCGCUCGACCAAUCAGACGGCGCCAUGGAAGAAGGCGGUUGGCUCUGAUUCAGUGAAACCAGAAGGGGGCGAAGCUAACUGACAGGCGUUCCCAGCUACCCGAGUAGCUGCAAUUGGCAUCUAAACUGUAGACAUGUGUGGAAUCUUUGCCUAUCUUAACUACCAUGUGCCAAGGACUCGGCGCGAGAUCCUUGAGAUCCUCAUCAAAGGUCUGCAGCGCCUGGAGUACAGAGGCUACGACUCAGCCGGUGUGGGAAUUGAUGGCGGGAACGGCAAGGAUUGGGAGUCAAAUGCCAAGUCAAUCCAACUGAUCAAACAACGUGGAAAAGUGAAGGCUCUCGAUGAGGAGAUCAACAAACAGCAGGAUAUCGACCUGGAUGUGGAGUUUGAUGUUCACCUCGGCAUCGCUCACACCCGCUGGGCCACUCAUGGUGUUCCAAGCCCGGUUAACAGCCAUCCACACAGAUCUGACAAGACAAAUGAAUUCAUUGUCAUUCACAAUGGAAUCAUCACCAACUACAAAGACCUGAGGAAAUUCUUGGAAAGCAAAGGUUACGAGUUUGAGUCAGAGACUGACACAGAGACCAUCGCCAAACUGGUGAAAUACAUGUACGACAACCGGGAGAAUGAUGACAUUAGUUUCGCUACACUGGUGGAGCGGGUGACCCAGCAGCUGGAGGGAGCUUUUGCCCUGGUCUUCAAGAGCGUCCACUACCCCGGAGAGGCCGUUGGCACCAGGAGGGGAAGUCCUCUGCUGAUGGGAGUGCGGAGUGAUCACAAGCUGUCCACAGAUCAUAUUCCUGUCCUCUACCGCUCUUCUGGUAAAGAAAAGAAGUCCUGCAGUGCCCUGCCCAGGGCAGACCAGGACACUUGCCUGUUCCCCGUGGAUGAGAAGGCUGUGGAGUACUACUUUGCCUCUGAUGCAAGCGCGGUGAUCGAGCACACAAACCGUGUUAUCUUCCUGGAGGAUGAUGAUGUGGCUGCCGUGUCGGAAGGCCGGCUGUCCAUCCACAGGAUGAAGCGGAAGACCGGAGACUACCCAGCCCGUGCCAUCCAGACCCUGCAGAUGGAGCUACAGCAAAUCAUGAAGGGCAACUACAGCUCCUUUAUGCAGAAGGAGAUCUUUGAGCAACCAGAGUCUGUGGUCAAUACCAUGAGAGGAAGAGUCAACUUUGAAAACAACACAGUGAUUCUUGGUGGACUGAAGGACCACAUCAAAGAGAUCCAGAGGUGUCGGCGACUUAUUCUCAUUGCCUGCGGCACCAGCUACCAUGCUGGGGUGGCGACCCGCCAGGUCCUGGAGGAGCUGACCGAGCUGCCUGUCAUGGUGGAGCUGGCCAGCGACUUCCUGGACAGGAACACUCCUGUCUUCAGAGACGACGUCUGCUUCUUCAUCAGUCAGUCAGGGGAGACUGCUGACAGCCUCAUGGCCCUGCGCUACUGUAAGGAGAGGGGGGCUCUUACUGUGGGCAUCACCAACACAGUGGGCAGCUCCAUCUCCAGGGAGACCGACUGCGGAGUCCACAUCAAUGCCGGGCCUGAGGUCGGAGUAGCCAGUACCAAGGCAUACACCAGCCAGUUUGUGGCCCUGAUCAUGUUUGCACUUCUGAUGUGCGACGACAGGAUUUCCAUGCAGCCCAGGCGUCGUGAGAUAAUCCAGGGCCUGAGAGUGCUUCCAGAUCUGAUUAAGGAGGUCCUCAGUUUGGAUGAUGAGAUCCAGAAGCUGGCAACUGAGCUGUACCAGCAGAAGAGUGUGCUGAUCAUGGGCAGAGGCUACCACUAUGCUACAUGCUUAGAGGGAGCACUGAAAAUCAAGGAAAUCACGUACAUGCAUUCAGAGGGCAUCCUGGCUGGAGAACUAAAGCACGGCCCGCUGGCCCUGGUGGAUAAACUGAUGCCAGUAAUCAUGAUAAUCAUGAGAGACCACACCUACAACAAAUGUCAGAACGCCCUGCAGCAAGUUGUAGCCCGCCAGGGCCGCCCGAUCGUGAUCUGUGACAAAGACGAUUACGAGACUAUCAAGAACUCCAGCCGCAAUAUCAAAGUGCCUCACUGUGUGGACUGCCUGCAGGGCGUCCUGAGCGUCAUCCCACUGCAGCUGCUGUCCUUCCACCUGGCCGUCCUCCGAGGUUACGACGUGGACUGUCCAAGAAACCUGGCCAAGUCGGUGACAGUAGAGUGAACCACACCAUUCGUCACGUAACAACAAAAGCCUGGCAGACACACAUUGAAACAGACAGCGAGGGGGCAUCCGAACGCAAAAACCAAGAGAAGAUGUGUCCCCGUUUGUGUGUCUGUUUCUGGCUCUUUUUAAUGCAAUCUUUUACUCAACAGAUGUGUAUCUCACUGUUGCAUAUUAUCUGUAUCUCACUCUGUUUUUCUCAGAAACUUUUGGCAUCAUUAUCGUACUAUUGUAAGAGAUGUUGUUUGGUCCGUGGUGGCGAGGUCUGGGCUGGCACUGACAUGAUACUCAUUACUCUCAUGGUUUGUGACGCCGUAGCAACUGACAGUGACUGUUUGUUCACAUUCACACAAAAAAGCGUGUGUACAUUUGUGCUGAUUAGUCUCACAGGGAGCAUCUGGGGCUGAAAAGUGUUGAAGACAGAAGUUGGGAUUUAAAGACCUCACUGGCUCUCUUUUUUUUUUUCUUUUCUUCUGUGCAAUGAUUUGUAGUUUAGUUGGGAUAUUUUUCUUUGGCAGCUAAUCAUCUGAAGUGUCUUCACUCCGCAGUUGAAGUAAACGACAGUCUUAAUUCAUUCCAAGCCACAGGUCACCGCUUCGUAAUUGCAGUGCAGUUUGCCAAUUUUGGCUCAGUUUCUCUCUUGGACUUUCUUCUGAGGACACAUAACUUAGAUCACAGAAAAAGCUUGUGAAUACACUACUGUGUAAAAUCUUCUUGGGCGGGUCAUAAAAGCUUGUUCUGGUAUAUAAACUUAGUGUUUUAGAUUUCAGACUUGGUUAACGGGAAUGUGCCUCGUUUACUUUUUGUCUUGUUACCAUACGCUGCUUCUACUUAGCAUUUGCUUUUGAAUGUGUUUGUGCACAACUUAGUGUUUAAACUUGUGUUGCUUCUCUGCUCAAAAGAGAGACCUUACUGCUGAUUUCAGGUCUCCAGUUUACAUUUGAACUAGAAACUGAAGCAAUUCAAGUUGGAUGAAGUUACUGAACUGAAGUAGAUGUUAUACCCAGUGUCCAGCCCACGCCCUGCCACCAUGACUGCUGCAAUAUUGGGACCAUUUGAAGCUAAAUUUUCUUCCUUUUUUGAUUACAAUUGUUUUAUUUUCUUCCAGGAAAAAAGGAAUUUUCUUUUAUUGAAGUUACUUUUUGAUUUGAAAUGUGAAUGUUACUGUCAUUUGAAAUGUCCUGUCAAACCAAAAAUCUCUACAAUGGCUUUGGCAGUUGUAAACCAAAACAUAUAUAUAUUUUAUAUGUUCAUCCUGUAUUGUUUUUGUAGCCAAAUAUGUUCUGAUGCUGGUAGAUGCUGUGUGCUGUGAAGAUGCUUCAAGGCCUAAAGGGAGCAAAUAUAGACAGUACGUCAGACUUUAGAUGCUAGAGAAUCAGAUGCCAGCUGUGUGUGUGUGUGUCUGUGUAUGAUCCCAACAUGUCUGUUCAAAAGCCAGGGAGAGUGAUAUACACAUAUGGUCGUGUAGCGAAGAAGUAGGAGCUGCUAGGUUCUUUUAGGCUAUCACCGUUGAGGUUUUAAGAUAUCUAUCUUGCUUUUGCAAUCAAGCCUUAAAUUGAUUUUUGCUUUUUUUUAUUUUCCCCCAAAACAUUGAGCUUCUCCUGAGCCAGUGAAUGGGUUUGAAAACUGGACAGCAUUGUUACAGGUACUUUUGUAACCUAUACACACUAGAUUUUGAUUUCUUAUCUGAUUGACAGAGGAAGCUGCACUGAAUCUGAGCAACAUCUGUUGGGUUACUGAGGGAGUGGUGGCACUAUUUAUUAGUGGAACUGAUGCAAUAAAGUGUCAGGUAGUUCCCCUUUUA
This is a messenger RNA of Acanthopagrus latus (yellowfin seabream), 4000 nucleotides long. RefSeq names its product glutamine--fructose-6-phosphate aminotransferase [isomerizing] 1. The transcript has 19 exons. Gene Ontology annotation, biological process: fructose 6-phosphate metabolic process; protein N-linked glycosylation; UDP-N-acetylglucosamine metabolic process. Gene Ontology annotation, molecular function: L-glutamine:D-fructose-6-phosphate transaminase (isomerizing) activity; carbohydrate derivative binding. The record is from RefSeq and is a predicted model, not a curated record. Bases 148 to 2196 code for a protein of 682 amino acids. NCBI's taxonomy places the organism in Eukaryota, Metazoa, Chordata, Actinopteri, Spariformes, Sparidae.